GAGCUGUGUUUGUUCCAAAAGAAAGCCGAGGAGGACGGACUUAAUAAAGAGAGAUUUAACUGAGAACUGUGGUUGGAAUAAAGUGGGCUACAAAAAGGUCAAAUUUGAUCAGUUGGAGCAGAUUACAGUGGGCUUUGAAGGGUGGUGUGGAGAGCUGGAACCGGUCUGGGGAGUAAUAGAGUACAGGAUUGAUUCAUUCGGGCGGUGGAGAGAAGCCAGGACAGGCGCUUAUCAGUCCUAGAAGGAGGAAGAGCCUAGCUGCUGGGCGCUGCCGCUCCUGCCCGAGCCCAGAGCCGCCUCUGCGUCCCUGCCUGCUUCGUCCCCGUCACGCAGUCCAGGCACCGCAGCUCUCAGACAAUGGUUUCCCUAAUCUCUGACUUGGACUCCCUGAGAGGCUGGAAAGUGUUAAGAGAGACUGCCGCAGAGUUAUCUGGAAGUCCACCAAGUAACGGCACAGCCAACAAGAUGAACGGAGCUUUGGAUCAUUCAGACCAGCCAGACCCAGAUGCCAUUAAGAUGUUUGUCGGACAGAUUCCUAGGUCCUGGUCGGAAAAGGAGCUGAAAGAACUUUUUGAGCCUUAUGGAGCUGUCUACCAGAUCAACAUCCUCCGGGACCGGAGUCAGAACCCUCCCCAGAGUAAAGGUUGUUGUUUCGUAACAUUUUAUACAAGAAAAGCUGCACUUGAGGCCCAGAAUGCACUGCACAAUAUUAAAACUUUACCUGGGAUGCAUCAUCCCAUUCAGAUGAAACCUGCAGAUAGUGAAAAGUCAAACGCUGUGGAAGACCGAAAAUUGUUCAUAGGAAUGGUUUCGAAGAAAUGUAAUGAGAAUGAUAUCAGAGUGAUGUUUUCUCCGUUCGGCCAGAUAGAAGAAUGCCGGAUUCUCCGGGGACCCGACGGGCUGAGUCGAGGCUGUGCGUUUGUCACAUUUUCUACAAGGGCAAUGGCACAGAAUGCAAUCAAAGCCAUGCAUCAGUCUCAGACCAUGGAGGGCUGCUCUUCACCCAUUGUGGUGAAGUUUGCUGACACUCAGAAGGACAAAGAGCAAAGACGCCUCCAGCAGCAGCUCGCACAGCAGAUGCAACAGCUCAACACUGCCACGUGGGGAAACCUGACAGGGCUGGGCGGACUUACCCCACAGUACCUGGCGCUUCUGCAGCAGGCCACCUCCUCCAGCAACCUGGGUGCAUUCAGUGGCAUUCAGCAAAUGGCUGGCAUGAAUGCUUUACAGUUACAGAAUCUGGCAACACUGGCUGCUGCUGCAGCUGCUGCUCAAACCUCAGCCACCAGCACCAACGCAAACCCUCUAUCUAGCACAAGCAGUGCCCUGGGAGCCCUCACAAGUCCCGUGGCUGCUUCAACCCCUAAUUCUACUGCUGGUGCAGCCAUGAAUUCCUUGACCUCUCUUGGGACUCUGCAAGGAUUGGCUGGGGCCACUGUUGGAUUGAACAAUAUUAAUGCACUAGCAGUUGCUCAAAUGCUCUCAGGUAUGGCGGCUCUGAAUGGAGGACUUGGCGCCACAGGCUUGACGAAUGGCACGGCUGGCACCAUGGACGCCCUCACCCAGGCCUACUCAGGAAUUCAGCAGUAUGCGGCAGCUGCACUGCCCACUUUAUACAGCCAGAGCCUGCUGCAACAGCAGAGUGCUGCAGGCAGCCAGAAGGAAGGUCCAGAGGGGGCAAACCUCUUUAUUUACCACCUUCCACAGGAGUUUGGAGACCAGGACAUUCUGCAGAUGUUCAUGCCCUUUGGAAAUGUUAUCUCUGCUAAAGUCUUCAUUGACAAACAGACCAAUCUGAGCAAGUGCUUUGGUUUUGUUAGCUAUGACAAUCCAGUCUCUGCACAAGCUGCAAUCCAGGCUAUGAACGGCUUUCAGAUCGGCAUGAAACGCUUGAAGGUGCAGCUGAAACGCUCCAAAAACGACAGCAAACCUUACUGAUCCUAACCCCAGAAGCUCCCUGCUCUUAUUUUAGCUUUCUUAGGACAUCUUCAUGCCCGUUAGUUCAUCGUUUGCCUAGCAUGUCCCUGUGGCGUCUCAAAAAAAAAGUUUCAUCGUCCCGUCAUUGUUUCUGAUGUCUUUCUGACCUCACAUCAUAUUUGGUUCUCCUACUGACCUUUGAUCUAGUUUUGACCUUUGAAAUUUGCAUGUGACCUCAUCUAGCUAUGAAUUCUGGGAAGUCAAUGUGAAAAACAUUGCUGCAUUCAUGCAAGACUGAAAUUAUUAGACAAAUUAUAGAAAAAAAAAACCUGUGGCAAAAAUGUUUCUUUCUUUUUUUUUUUUUUUUUUUU
Messenger RNA from Acomys russatus (golden spiny mouse), 2288 nucleotides. It is a transcript of the gene Celf2, whose product is annotated as CUGBP Elav-like family member 2. The transcript has 15 exons. Gene Ontology annotation, molecular function: mRNA 3'-UTR binding. The record is from RefSeq and is a predicted model, not a curated record. Gene Ontology annotation, biological process: regulation of alternative mRNA splicing, via spliceosome; mRNA splice site recognition. Bases 358 to 1938 code for a protein of 526 amino acids. Gene Ontology annotation, cellular component: ribonucleoprotein complex; cytoplasm; nucleus. NCBI's taxonomy places the organism in Eukaryota, Metazoa, Chordata, Mammalia, Rodentia, Muridae.